AUGGCGUUGAAAGUGCUGGUUGGGCAAAAGAUUAUGAACGAGGUGGUGAAAUAUAAACCACCACCACCGAAGAAGGCUGGCGCUGUGGCUGCUGCCAAGGCACCAGGCGGCAUGGAAUGGCGAGUGCUGGUUGUUGAUAAGUUGGGUAUGCGUAUGGUGUCCGCCUGCACCAAAAUGCAUGAAAUAAGCGCUGAGGGCAUAACUCUGGUCGAGGAUAUCAAUAAAAAGCGUGAGCCGUUGCCUACAAUGGAUGCCAUCUACUUGAUCACACCAUCGGAUGAGUCAGUGCGUGCUCUCAUACGCGACUUCGAGAAUCCAGCCAGGCCAAUGUAUCGUUAUGCGCACGUUUUCUUCACUGAGGCAAUACCUGAAGACAUAUUCCAUAUGUUGCAAAUACGCAGCGAUAUAACGCGCAAAUAUAUACGCACAUGCAAAGAAAUCAAUAUUGCAUUUAUAGCCUAUGAGGAUAAGGUCUACUCGCUCGAUUCGCCAGACACCUUUCAGUGUCUAUAUUCGCCAGCGUUUGCUUCGAUACGCGCCAAGCACAUCGAUCGCAUCGCCGAGCAAAUCGCGACUUUGUGUGCCACACUCGGCGAGUAUCCGAUGGUGCGAUAUCGCACUGACUGGGAUCGCAACAUAGAUUUGGCUGCUGCGGUGCAGCAGAAGUUGGACGCCUAUAAGGCGGAUGAGCCCACAAUGGGUGAGGGUCCGGAGAAGUCACGUUCGCAGCUCUUAAUAUUGGAUCGUGGUUUCGAUUGUGUAUCACCGUUAUUACACGAAUUGACUCUGCAAGCUAUGGCCUACGAUCUCUUGCCGAUCGUCAACGAUGUCUACCGCUAUACACCAGGUCCAAAUCAGCCGGAGAAGGAGGUGUUGCUUGACGAGAACGAUGAUUUGUGGGUUGAGUUGCGACAUGAGCAUAUUGCGGUAGUAUCUACGCAGGUGACACAGAACCUGAAGAAAUUCACGGAAUCUAAGCGUAUGACGUCGACCGAUAAAGCUUCCAUGCGUGACUUAUCGCAAAUGAUUAAGAAAAUGCCACAGUAUCAAAAGGAAUUGUCCAAGUAUUCUACACACUUGCAUUUGGCCGAGGAUUGCAUGAAGACCUAUCAGAGCUACGCCGACAAAUUGUGCCGCGUUGAACAAGAUCUGGCCAUGGGCACCGACGCAGAGGGUGAGAAGAUCAAGGAUCACAUGCGCAAUAUUGUGCCCAUCCUACUUAAUGCGGACGUUUCCAAUUUCGAUAAAGUUCGCAUAAUUGCACUUUAUGUCAUGAUUAAGAAUGGAAUUUCCGAGGAAAAUCUAACCAAACUUUUCACGCACGCCUCUCUCUCUCCAAAGGAUCAGGAUAUGGUGCGCAAUUUAAGCUUUUUGGGUGUAAAUGUGAUUGCCGAUUCGCGCAAGAAAGUGUACAAUGUGCCACGUAAAGAACGCAUCACCGAACAUACCUAUCAAAUGUCGCGUUGGACACCGGUGGUGAAGGAUAUUAUGGAAGAUUGCAUUGAGGAUAAAUUGGAUCAGCGUCAUUUCACUUUUCUGGCUGGACGUGCGCAGAAUACCAAUUACCAUGCGCCUACAAGCGCUCGCUACGGCCACUGGCAUAAGGACAAGGCACAGGCGCAGGUUAAGAAUGUGCCACGCCUCAUUGUAUUCAUUGUGGGUGGUGUUAGCAUGUCGGAGAUGCGCUGCGCCUAUGAAGUGACCAAUGCUGUAAAGAACUGGGAAGUACUCGUCGGCUCAUCGCAUAUAUUAACACCGGAAGGCUUUCUCAGUGAUUUGGGUAGCCUCUCGAAGGAGGACUAAGCAGGGCAGCUCGAAAAUAUUAACAAUUAUUAAUUUAAAGAAAAUUCAAGGUUAUGCUAAUAAAUAUAUAUUUAGUUAAAAAAUGCAUUAAUAAUUUUAUAAGCGUAUAAUUCAGGGUUUAAAUGAGCGGAAGCGUACGAUCUUGUACAGUAAAAUGUUGCCUAGUAAAUAAUUUCGAGCGCGUUGAGGGAAUUGUUUGUGUUUUGUUAAAAAGUGUGUUUAAAGGUGACGCAAUUUUAUUAUUAUACAUAAUUAUUAUUACUAUUACUCUUUUAUUGUAUAAUAUUGAUAGAAGUACUUGAAUGGCAAUUGAAUUUUAGUUUAGCUCAGCGCUAAAAUCUUUUCAUAUGUAUCUUUAAAUUCAUAAAGGUAUGAUAAAAAAACAUAUUUACUCUUGAAAAUACUAUCUUGCAUUAUUGCUUACGACAUUUUUGUGCAAAAUCGACAUGAGUCGCUUAAAUAUAUAUACAUAUAUAAAUAUAUAUUUAAUUGCUUCA
Ceratitis capitata (Mediterranean fruit fly) is the source of this 2300-nucleotide messenger RNA. RefSeq names its product protein ROP (gene Rop). Lineage: Eukaryota; Metazoa; Arthropoda; Insecta; Diptera; Tephritidae. The coding region runs from base 1 to 1803 and encodes 600 amino acids. Gene Ontology annotation, cellular component: secretory granule; plasma membrane. The transcript is spliced from 10 exons. The record is from RefSeq and is a predicted model, not a curated record. Gene Ontology annotation, molecular function: syntaxin binding. Gene Ontology annotation, biological process: vesicle-mediated transport; neurotransmitter secretion; intracellular protein transport.